This is a messenger RNA of Coffea arabica (coffee), 5030 nucleotides long. RefSeq lists its product as uncharacterized. Lineage: Eukaryota; Viridiplantae; Streptophyta; Magnoliopsida; Gentianales; Rubiaceae. The record is from RefSeq and is a predicted model, not a curated record.
UCCCCUGCUCCACUCCUGAGAAACAAUCCACCAAAUUCAACAGUGUUCCCAGAUGCUGAUGAUUUCAAGAAUCAAACGGGUUCUCCAAAAUUCCCUUUUCUGCCACCACCACCCCUUCAAAAGCCCAUCUUUUCUCCUGAAAACACCAGUAAAAAAUCCUCGGUUUUUGGCUGCUAAACCCACAACCUAGUCAUCAGCAUUGCCAGAUAUGAAGCUUGAAAUCAGAAGCUACUUCUGCUGCUGCUUAUUCUUCUUCUGGUGAAAUUCACGUGAUCGUGAGACCCAUCUUUGCCGGAAAAACUUCCACUCUUCUCAGGAGGAUUAGACCGAGAGUAGUAUAUGGAAGGCUGAUGCUAGAGAGAUUACCCUUCAGUUGGAUGAGACUUUGAAGGAUUACUGUUUUCAGGAACGGUAGUGGAGGCUGUUCAGAUAUUAUGCCAGGCAGGGGUUCAAGUAGAAUCAGAAAUCUUAAUCUAGCCCACACUCUUUUUUUCAAUAAGUUGCAAAUGAAAAGCUUGGUCUCAUGGAAUUUGAUGAUUAUAGGUUAUGUGCAGAAAGGUUUGUAAGAGGUGGGCUUGAGCAUGUUCCAUAAGCUGAGAAAAAAUGGUUUGAUACCAGACCAUUAUACCUUUGGAUCAAUCCUUAGGGCUCAUGCUUCUUUAGCAAUCCUGGAACAGGGCAGGCAAGCCCAUGCUCUGUGGAUCAAGUGCCAAAUUUGUGGAAACCUUGUAGUUAAUAGUGCUCUCAUGGAUAUGUAUUUCAAGUGCAGUAGGCUCUCUGUAGGGGAUCUUGUAUUUGAGAAGUUUCUAGAUAGAAAUGUUGUUACCUGGUCUGCUUUGAUAUCUGGAUAUGGACAACAUGGAAGAGUGGUAGAGGUUAUAGAAUCCUUGCAUAGGAUGUUAGAUGAAGGUUUUAGUCCCAACCAUGUUACAUUUCUUGCUGUUCUUGCUGCUUGUAACCAUGGAGGUUUGGUGAACAGAGGCUGGGAGUACUUUACCUCAAUGACUAGAGAUUGCAGAUUUCAGCCAAAGGGAAAUUGAUCUGUUAGGGCCUGCUGGUAGGUUAGUGGAUGCUUAUGAGUUCACCUUGUAAGGAGCACCCUUUUGUAUGGGGUGCUUUACUUGGGGCUUGUAAGAUUCAUGGAAAUAUGGACUUGGCAAAGCUUGCAGUGAAGAACUUCUUUGAGUUGGAAUCCAAAAGUGCUGGAAAAUAUGUUGUCUUAUCAAAUGCUUAUGCUUCUUUUGGUUUGUGGGAUAAUGUAGCCGAGCUUAGGAGUGUGAUGAAUGAAUCUGAGAUGAAGAAGGAGCCUGGUCAUAGCAUGAUUGAAAUUCAAAGGGAGGCUCACUUUUUCUUUAUGGAGCAUAACACUCAUGAGAAAACUGAGGAGUUAUCAGUUAAAUGAAGAUCUGACUUGUGUCCUGAAAGAUAUGGGGUAUAUUCCUCAUGCCAAGUAAUUAGUUGACAGGAUUAAGUUUGAGCUAUGCCAUCAUAUAUGCAGCUAAUGCUGUAGAUUGGGUUGCUGCUUUUUAGGAGGGGGGAACUUCUGAAAGCUUUAAAUUCUUGGACUCUACUUCAUCCUCAGUGUCAUGCAUACUAAUUUUUUUAUAAUUAGAGAAGGAGAUAAACAUUUCUAUGGUCAUUAUAUUUCCUCUAAUGGUUAGGAAAAGACCUAUAUGUGAAAUAUGUAGGAAAGAUUCAGAAGGGUCUUUGCCAUUACAUCAUAUUGAGGACCUUUUGGAUAUUGAUAAAUAUUCAGAUCAUAUUCAGGUGGUGCUGGAAGUUAUUCAGGAGUCGAGCUUCACGGUGGAUGUCUGAACUUUUUAUGCAGAGGUUUAUGGAUUGAAUGUAUCGGAGUUAGUAGAAACUGGCACUUGGUAAAUCAUGUCGCUUGAGAUGCCAUUUCUUCCAUUCGAGUUCUUUAUGUGCUUUUUGUGUUCUGAGUGCUUAAGGCUUCGUAGCAAAUUAGACAAUUUGAUCUUAUGGAAACUUUUAGUUACCAUUUCUAUGGUCAAUUAUUGGGUGAAUUCAACAUAUGUAACUCCAGUUCUAACUGUUUAAUCAGUUGAAGACUAUUUUCUGGUGUCUUAACAUUCUAAAGUUCUAGAAUCCUUCUACAACCAAUGUAUCAUACACGGUUUGUUAAACAGAUUCUUUAUUGCCUGAGAUACUGAUUUAAGUUGACUGUCUUAUUAUCUUCAAUUUAUAGCGCAUGCUGGAACAAUAUGAAGAGAAAAUCGACAUGUUCUGUUGGCCUUUUGCAUAAAGAAAUAAGAAAAUUCCUUACUCUGCAUCUGAUUAUUGUCCAUGUAAGAGAAAUUGAAAUUAACACGAUUGAAUUAAGCUUCACUUUGAGUAAAAACUUUUAAAUUUUGGUUACCUUUAAUUUUUUUUCCCCUUUCUUGUUGGGGCUUUUUUUUUUUGGGUUGGGGGGCGGGUUUGGUAUCUGGUUGGUUCUAGGCCAAUUGUCUUUUGGGUGUAUUUGUUUUAUUCCUUUUGGUAUUAUGCUGGUAACCUUGGCAUCAAGGCUGGCAUUGGAGAUCUUGUUUUCAAUUACCAUAAUAAAUUAUAUAUCCAAGAACCUCCUUUACACAAAACUGUUUCUUGAAAUAGAUUAGAACUUGACACUGAUUUAGUUAUUUUGACAUUGCUAUUUUUCCCAUUUGAAACUGUACCAUCUGGACAGAAAGGAUUUUUGGUGGAUGUAAACAUGACCUCUGUUUAUCUCAUUCUUAUGUAAUGAGUAUCUGUAUGCAGAAGUAUUGCAAUUAUAAAAUCAGAUAAGGACACUAAGUAUGCAUUGGAUUCAAUUGUUACACUUGAUGGAGAAAAAUUGCCAUUCAGACAAAAGCUUGGUAGUGAGGCAUAUGAUAAGGCAUGCCCUAUUGAAAUUGACCUUGUACUUGAGAUGUAGUGCUGCAUCUUAGUCUGGUAUCAAUUGCCUGGGCAUAUGAUAUUUGGUUUGCAUAUACUAUCUUGCAAGAAUGCUAAACAAUGACACAUUGUUUGUGUCAACCAAUAUGGAUACUGCAUAUUUUAUGAUGAAUAUGGGACUUUUCAGAAUUUUGCAUUGGACCAUUAUGACAGUCCUAUUUUGCAGUACACCAGUAUCCUUAGUGGUUGCUAUUACCAUGAUUACAGCUAAAAGUUAUUGGUAUAGAUGAGGCACAAUUUUUUUGAAGACCUUUAUGAUUUCUGUCUUGAAGCUGCUGACUAUGAUGGCAAGGCCGUGAUUGAUGCUGGAUUGGAUGGUGACUAUCUAAGGCUUUUCUGAUGGAAAAGUAAAAGUAUCCGUUGGCUGUAGGAGUAAAAGCCAUUUACUCCUCAAAAUAUCCGACAGGCUUCACGUGCAGAGUUUCUUCUAAGCCAUUUUUUGCCCAAUUUCAUCUAGCUCCCACCGGCCAAAGAGCUCCAAGCAGAUCCAGCUGGGACGAUUUCCUGGCCAACAACAACACGCUUGAUAUGAAUUGCUUGCGAGACUGAAGGUGGUGGUGGUUUUCAUUCAGCUUGGCAAUUGCACCACUCCAGCGGCAAUUUGGAUUUGCAACACUCCAGCUGUGAUUCCGGCAAGCUCUCUGGCAGGAUUCCAGCUGCUGUCCAUACUUUAGUUGUGACGCUGUUAGCUAUUCGGUUAUGACCGCUGACAAGAGGAAGAAGCCUUCCUGCGAUUCCUCACCUGUUAGCUAUACUUCCGAUUGCUCCUCCCGUUCGUCAACUGCCUCCAACAACUACAUCGACUGCCUUUCCACCUACAUUGAGCAAAUGGCUUCCAGGAUUCAAUGGACCGAUGCAAUGGAUGAAGCUUUCCUCAUAGCAUACGUUAGCUUUAGGGAAAAUAACUGGUGGGACAAUAAGAAGUCGCUUGAGACAAACUACGACAUGUUGGCAAGCCAUUUGGUGAGUAAUGGGAUCAUGACCGUCACUGGCCAGCAAUUGCAGACCAGAUUCUAUCACAUCAAGAAAAAAUGGGACUUGUUCUGUAAUCUGCGUGGGAGAUCCUCAAAAUCUGAGACUGGGGUUGGGUGGAAUGAGGACAGCUACUGCUUCACUGCUGAUGAAGAACAUUGGCAAAACUUGGUGCAGACAAAUUCCUCGUAUGCUGAUUUCAAAAAAGAGAACUCAUGCUACUGGUAUGAUCGGCUCACACCGCUUCUUCUUGGAAGACACGCGACAGGCAGCCGUGCCCAAUCUGCAAGCGAGGUAGUACCAUCGGAACCGCCUCACCGUGAAAGAGCCAACACUUCUGCUAGUAGCCGGAAGGGAAAACGUAAAGCCUCUAGCUCGAUGUCCCCUAAUCCGGCGAGCAUGGGUGUCCAAGGGGAUGAGGGGGACGUGUACUAUGUUCCGCCAGUUCCAGGGGCUGUUGGAGGAAAACGGUCAGCCUCAAGCUUGGGGACCAGCGGUGAACCGGAGGGGACUAGAGGGUCAAAAUUGACAAGGUCAUCCACUGGACUUGAGGAUGCUAUUAGCAAAAUUGGAAAUUACUCCGAAGUUGUACUUGAGGACAGACGGAGUAGGAUGGAGUUCGAGUUCCUAUACAGUGUAAUCCAAUGCCAGGAUGUGAUCGACACAAUGGAGAUUCCGGACAACUGGAGGAUACAUGCUAACUGUCAUUAUGCCAAUAGUGACAGAGAGGAGGAACGAGUUAUUUUGCUCAGGGCUUCUGCAGCUGACCGGUAUGGCUAUAUCCUUAAGUUGAUGCAGGAGAAAGGCUUGGCUUGAGUUGUAGCUGUUGAAAACAGAGUAUAUUUGUACUAACUUAAUUAUGUGUGUUGCUGAGACUUGGAGUUGAUUUUUCUUUACUUGUUGUUGGCCUGAAGUUUGUGACUGGUCACAACUUCUCCCGUUGGGGCUGCCUGCCCAAUUUUGAUGCUUGUAACAUAGGGGUCAGCCGUCACUUUUAUUUAAUUCUAUGGUGUGUAUUUUCUUACCCCACUUUGGUGGAGUAUGCUUUGUCAGGACACUCAAAUAAGAUGACUUUUUCAUUCAUAGGAAUUAUGUCAGUAAGGAUCAUUAUACUUUUUGUUUUAUCA